This is a messenger RNA of Penicillium soppii, 1194 nucleotides long. RefSeq names its product putative cyclin. NCBI's taxonomy places the organism in Eukaryota, Fungi, Ascomycota, Eurotiomycetes, Eurotiales, Aspergillaceae. Gene Ontology annotation, cellular component: cyclin/CDK positive transcription elongation factor complex; nucleus. The coding region runs from base 1 to 1194 and encodes 397 amino acids. Gene Ontology annotation, molecular function: cyclin-dependent protein serine/threonine kinase activator activity. The transcript is spliced from 4 exons. The record is from RefSeq and is a predicted model, not a curated record. Gene Ontology annotation, biological process: positive regulation of DNA-templated transcription, elongation; regulation of transcription by RNA polymerase II.
AUGUUGCACAAUUUCCAGCGUGAGCCUCCCCGAGGGGGCACAAUGCUGGAACCUGGCCUUCCAACCAUCCAUCCGUCUUUCAUACAAGUGGCCAAUCCGUACAUAUUCGAGCAAACUGUUGAGAAUUGCAUUGCUUCAAUGGGUGUCAACCCCCUUCGUGAGACUUCGCUACGUCUUCAGGGCGUGGCGUGGCUUGACGGGGUGCGGAGAGCUCUGAACCUGCCUAUUCGUACGUUUGAUACGGCCGUGGGGUACUAUCACCGAUUCCGUUUGGUGCAUCCAGACAACGAGUACAACUUCUCAGAUGCAGCGGCUGCGGCUCUAUUCACAGCAUGCAAAAUUGAAGACACGCUCAAAAAGUCGCGAGACAUCGUCUGCGCAGCGUACAACCUGAAAGUAUCACCUUCUGAGCAUUUAUCAGCUGACGACCCUUCCCAGAUGUUUGAAGGCCUUGCGCGAGGCAUCAUAGGUCUUGAACGACUGAUGCUAGAGGCCUCUGGCUUCGACUUCCGCACCCGCCACCCUCAAAAGACCCUCAUGAAGCUCGGUCGACACUACGGCCUACCUCGCGAUUCAGAGGUAGCAAACCUAGCCUACCGAAUCUCAACAGAUCUCUACCGCACAUUUGCACCAAUCAAGCAAGGAUCAUCAGCCAUGGCCUUCGGCUGCCUAGAACUUGCAGGGCGACUCCUGGACCAGCGUGUCCAGCAAGUCGAGUCCGGAGCAGACUAUUCCCAGUGGAACACGACCCGCGCAGAAGUAAUGGGUAAGGAAUCAUCAUUCCAAUCAGAAACAUCAACACUAACAACGCCAGAAACCCUCUUCGACCUCCUAGAACUGUACACACACCACCGCUCGCAAACAAGCGUCGGCUCCGAAUUCCCCGCGGACAGAUUCCUAACCGUCCGCAUUCCACUCAACCAAGAAGCCAGCGAGCAGCAUAUCCCGCGGUACGCAAUUUGGGUCGGCCAGCCUCAAAAGCCGAGCAAUGGCAGUGGAGACCACGUACAGGAACCUCGUCCCACUCAUCCGCUCACGCCCAUUGCCGCGAAUGGCGAGAGCCAGAGGACCGGUGAGCGGGGCCGGGAUGCUGCUGUGCGGUUCAUGCUUGAUCCUGCUUGUGCGGAUGAUGAGAGGAGGCAGGUUGAGCCAUACUUUAAUGUUGAAAUGGAGGAGUAUGAAGUUGAGCAAUGA